Brassica napus (rape) is the source of this 1887-nucleotide messenger RNA. RefSeq names its product meiosis-specific protein ASY2-like. Bases 1 to 1887 code for a protein of 628 amino acids. The record is from RefSeq and is a predicted model, not a curated record. Lineage: Eukaryota; Viridiplantae; Streptophyta; Magnoliopsida; Brassicales; Brassicaceae. The transcript has 6 exons.
AUGGCGGAUGUUGAGGAUCUUCUUCGUACUGCAUCGGCUCCUGCUCCUCCAGCGAUGGUUGAUUCCGCUGGUGAUCCGUUGUCCCCUACCCUCGAUGGUAAUUCUGGGGACGACUCUGACAAGGAAGACUCCGCUGAUGAUCCUGCUGAGGGUAAUCAAAGGUUUGUGGGGUCUUCAUUACUAACUGAAGACGCCUUAAGGCGUAUGUGGAAGAAAUGCGGCUUUUCUCAAGAGAUCGAAGCUCAGGUUCUGCUGGAAAAGGAGAGACCAUGGUCAGCGCCUCCGGGUUGGGUGUGUUUGUAUAGUUUAUAUUUUCUUCAAUCGCGGUUGUGGUUUCCUCUUCCUCGUUUGCUGACUUCGUACGCUGUGAAGCGUGAUGUGGCUAUCUCUCAAAUGUCUCCGGCUGAUAUUCGUAAUAUGGUGAUUGCCUUGGUUCUUGGUGCGGAAGUUGAUGUCGAUGUUGACGUCGAGUUCUUCAAGAUGAUUUCCCAGAUGAACUUUAUUACGGAUGAGACGUUUUCUGUUAGUAUCAAGGCCCGCUGUCGCCUUAUGGAUGGUCGGGGACCGUCUAAAGUCGAUGGCUGGCAGCGGAAGUAUUUCUUUAUACAUAUUAGUCCUGCUUCCGUGCUUAAUUCUUCUGCGGUCUUUAGGACCGAGUGGAAUCCUCAGCCUGUGGCACACGGGAAGCAUUGGCCUCUUCCAUCAUGGGGGAACAAUCGUUUACAACGGGUUCUUGGCUCUGGGAGGAUUUCUUGGGGUGAUUUCAGCGUCGAGCGGUUUCCCGGGGAGCUGGUCCUGGUCCUUCCACAGCUGCUGGGCCUUCGAAGAGGAAGAGAGACGCUUCGCCCGGUAGGAGGAUGGGAAAGGUUAAGAGGGAUAUUCCUGUGUACUCCGGCCGCUGUCAUCAAGGGGCCGGCUUCCGGUCUUUCUCUGGUGAACCCAAAAGGGGGCACGUCUUCUUUUCCUUCGAUUCCAACCCCGAUUGUCACCAUCUCUGCCGCUCCUUUUGUUGAUCCUUCUACCUCCGUUGUUCAUCCAUCUCCUGACAAAGCGAUGGGUGAUCGCGAGCUAGUACCGGUGGUCGAUUCUUCUCAUCUCGGUGUUCCGGCGUCGUCUUUACUUGCAGCUUCCUCUUGUCCUGAUGUCUUAGUUGAUUGUGCACAGUUUCUUCGUAGCUUCCGUUUGUCGUCCAGUUCUAUGCCGGCUCUGGAAAAUUUUGUUUUUUCCUGGGAAUACGUUGAAUGGGCUUCAUAUGAGGCUCAGUCAAAAAUUCGGGGGAAUCAUCUGCUGGGGCUGUACGAACGGAAAUACAAGCGUCUUUUUGACGAUCUUAAGCUGGAGCGCCGCCUCUUGGUCGAAGAAAAGGACAAAUCAUCUAGUAUUUCUUUGUCUUUGAAGGCUUCAGAAGAGGGUUCGUCAAAGUUUGAAGCCGAGAAUCGGGACCUGAGAGUCGAGGUUGAAUGCCUUAAAGGUGAUGCCGCUGAGCGGGAUCGCCAUGAGAAGGGGUUGUUAUCCCAGAAGUCAGCUUUGGAGGUGGAGGUCGCGCGUCUGAACGAAUCCCGUACAGAGCUGAUAGAAUCGGAGAGACGUCGCGUUGAAUCGGUUAUGUCUGCUCGCUUCGGCGAUUUUGUGAAGAAGGUGAGGAAGUACUUGUCUGAUCGGGAUGUUGUUCUUCCUCAGGUUUUGGACGAGACUCAACUAUUGGAUGUCAUCAGUUGCCUUAAGUUGUUUAUCGAAGAGGGAAUUCCUAUUCCCGCAGAGAAGCUGGCUGAGAAUGAGCAAGCCUUGUUGGUACAGUCGGCUGCCUUGGAUCAGAUGGACGUGCUUGACUUGGAGCUGACUGACCUUCCGUCCUUUUCUUUGGAUGAAGACUUGACGGUCGACUGA